Molecule: messenger RNA, 6230 nt
Organism: Pseudoliparis swirei
Lineage: Eukaryota; Metazoa; Chordata; Actinopteri; Perciformes; Liparidae
Product: sphingosine kinase 1
Exons: 5
Coding region: 359-1990 (543 amino acids)
Biological process (GO): cellular response to growth factor stimulus; sphingosine biosynthetic process; negative regulation of apoptotic process
Cellular component (GO): intracellular membrane-bounded organelle; membrane; cytoplasm
Source: RefSeq, a predicted model, not a curated record
UAAAACAUUUUUUAAAGGUUGCUUUGAUUUAAAGGCUGCAGCAAGAUACCAAAAAUCUUUAUUUAUUUCCUAUUGAAAUUGUUAUGUAUUUCCUUCAUUAUAAAGGUUGUUUCAAAAAGCCUUCUCCCACGUAUUUUUUUAUGUGGGAGCAAAGCCCAUCGCUGUGGGACAAAGUAUGUGUCUUAUUUUGAAAUGUAACCGGAUAUGGUGUGUUCCGCUCCGUGUCUCUUGACACCGGUCCGAGCAGCAGGCUGUCAGUCGCAGUUUAAUAGUCUCCACUUGCUCGCACCAUCCAUGACAGAGCGGCCGCUGCUUUACCCCGGACCCACCGCGUCUCGGUCUCCUCCGCCCGCUCACGAUGGAGCAGAGGAGAGCUGAGCCAGACCGCAACAACAGCAUCAACCCGGUGUCGCUGUACGGGGAGUUCACGCUCGCGGGUAACCGAAAAGUCCGGUGCGCGGUCAGCCUGACCGAGAGGGACCUCAUCAUCCAGAGGCUCACUUUGGCACCUGUCGGGCGGAGCAAGGUGGUCCUCAGCCUGAAGGACUGCGUCGGCUGCCGGGCUUACCGGGAAGAUGACAACGCGGACACGGCUGCGUACUUUGCGGCGUACUUCUACCCGCUCAAGAGGCGCUGGAUGAGUUCCGGGGUGUCGCGGCAGAGAGCGGAGCAGUGCUUUCGUCUCGCUGCGCUCCAGGACCCGCGCGCUAACCUGGAGGAGGCGGAGAAGUGGGCACGCGCUGUCCGUGAGCGCGCGGCACGCCAGCAGACGUCCCUCCGGAGGAACGGGGGGUUGAUGAGCGCGCUGUCUCGUCCGAGCCGGAUGAUGCUGCUGGUGAACCCGCAGAGCGGCCAAGGACAGGCGCUCACGCUCUACAACACCCACAUCCAACGCAUGCUGAACGAGGCGGGAGUCACACACACUCUGGUCAUCACCGAGCGGCAGAACCACGCCCGAGAGCUGGUGAAGGAGGCCGACCUGUCAAAGUGGGACGCUCUGGUCAUCAUGGCUGGCGACGGCCUUCUGUUUGAGGUGAUCAACGGUCUGCUGGAGAGACCAGACUGGGACGAGGCGGUCCGGACCCCGCUGGGUAUCCUACCCGGUGGAUCCGGCAACGGGUUGGCUGCAUCCGUACACCACUACUCUGGAGCCUCGCUGGUGUCCACUGAGGAGCUCCUGGUCAGCUGCGGCUUCCUGCUCUGCCGAGGCCUCGUGGCCCACAUGGACCUGGUCUCCGUCCAGCUCUCCUCCGGCCGCCGUCUCUUCUCCUUCCUGUCGGUGGCCUGGGGCUUCGUGGCCGACGUGGACAUAGAAAGCGAGAAGUACCGUCACGCCGGCGCCGCCCGGUUCACCGUCGGCACGCUGGUGAGGCUGGCUUCUCUCCGCGUCUACAAGGGCAAGCUGGCCUACCUGCCCGCCGGCGAGGACGAGGGUUCAGGAAACAACGCGGCGCCGCAUUGUAACGGCCAGGCUUCCUCCGCCGCUCCGUCCAGAGACUCCGCCCUCCAGAACACCUUCCACAACUCCUGCCACUCCAACAACUCCCACAAGGCGAGGAGGACGGAGGGCACCCCCAGAGCCCUCGGCGGCCCGCCCGACUCCCUGCUGCCGCCUCUGGACCAGCCGCUGCCCAGCGACUGGGUGGUGGUGACGGAGGAAGACUUUGUCCUCAUGCUGGCCAUGUACCAGUCCCACCUGGCGGAGGACCUGCUGGCGGCACCGCAGGCCACCUCGGACGACGGCCUCAUCCACCUUCUCUACGUCAGAGCGGGGAUAUCGCGCACCGCCCUGCUGAAGCUGUUCCUGGCUAUGGAGAAGGGCACACAUCUGGAUACUAACUGUCAACAUCUGGUUCACGCUAAGGUGCGGGCGCUCAGGCUGGAGCCUCAUUCUCCCAAAGGGAUAAUAACGGUAGACGGAGAAGUGGUGGAUUAUGGGCCGAUGCAAGCGGAGGUGCACAGAGGCCUGGCCAGGUUGAUCACUGGAUGAGCACGAAACAACUUCUGCUCUUCAGGUCCGAACGGGCCCGCGGGGGCAGGACGCACGACUCAUUCACUGUUAUCGGCUUCAGUAGGAAAACAUGCAGUAUUAAGACAAACAAGUGCAUUCAGGGAGACCCAGAGUGUUCAAUAUUAAAUCAAAAGAAAGGCAUUCUGAUGGGCAUAUUCUUAAUAAUCAAUGCAGAAAAGACCGUUUUAAUUAUUACUUUAAUACUUCAAAUUGUUCUUUUCAUCUAACUUCUUUUCACAGAAAAGAAAGAAAACAGGAAUACAGUGAAAAUGACCAGCAGUAAAAGCUUAUUUUAAUACAAAAACAGGAUAAUAUUUUCAUAUAAUGCACUGAUGUCUGUGUUUAUGAAAUAAUGAACACUUUGGGACUUUCUGCAAACAUGUUGGUAUCACAUCUCAGAGAAAACACGAACAGACACGUCUCCUCAUCUCAUGAUGGAGUAGCUCCUCCCCCAUCUUUAGCCUCCAGUGGCUCACCUGUCAUGGACAUGAAUUAUGGCACGGUGGGAUUUAUGCCUUCAUGGCAUCUGUGUGUGUGUGUGUGUUGCAGUGAAUAUGAGGAAGUGGGGAUGUGUUCGUGUCGUUGCCCUGUUUUAACAGAUGAUCGUUUAUUGAACACUGAGAGCCUCAAACACUCAAUUAAGGCAACAAUGCACAAAACACCAGUAAAUAUAACUAUUAAUAUUUAACCUGAAGAGAUAUUAAAGCAUAUCCUGUCAGGUAAUCCAUGCAUCGCAAACAAAAUACCAUUCAACACCUUGAUGCUAUCAAGGCAGAAAUCUCAGACAUUAAAGCGUGCUGAAAUAAAACCAAAACGAUCUGCAUGACUACGAGAGGUCAAAGAGAAAAUACUCAGGUUUCUUUACUUGAAGUUGAACUGACCCUUUAAUCCAACUACAACAGCACCUUUGGGGGAAUGUGAGUACGGGAGGGGGACUAAUCAUCACCAUCGAGCUUCAUCAGGAAAUGAUGACUGAGGCUUCGGCCUACACGAGUAGUAAAGUCACAUUUUUAAAUGCGUUUUUUUAACUGAUCCAAAUCUAUUCUGGAGGUACGUUUCAUUCAUUUUACAAAAAUGUGAUGUGGCCCCAAAGAAAUCAGCUUUUUCUUGUCUAGAAAAAUGAGUUAAACAAAAGCUUUAGAGGGUUCAGCUGGAUGAGGAGGAGGAGGUAUCGACUUGUUAAAUGCUGCAUGAGGAAGGAGGCGUUGUGUUCCGGACAGGGAGCCUACAUUCCUCCUGCUCACUGAAAAAAUCAUUUGGGAGCAUUAGCAAACUGUCCUGACACAGAGAGACACAGAGAGAGAGAGAGAGAGACUCAAUUAAUUUCAACCCGAGGCAAACACACACAGUUAUGUAACAUAAUCACACCGUUUUACUGACUUGUCAUUUUUAACACAAAUAAUAAUUUCAUGUUUGUUUCAAUUGUCUGCGUUUGACACUGUAAAUAAUUUAAUAGCGAAAGACCAAAACGAUGUAUUUAUUGUAGAGAUAUUCUUCUAGCCAUGUUUUACAUUUGUUUUUUCAAUGCUGUUUUGAAGCCUUCACGAGACAAUCGAGGUGGAUUUUCUGUCUUUGAGGUUUAAAUUCGGUUUGCAGCAAGAAUCCAGCCGACGAGCUUCGGGCACUCGGUGGAAACGGAAGUUGAAGACACGCUUCAGACGUGGCCCUGAAGCCCGAGCUCUGGUUCUGGCUGGUAGAGCUGGACGUGUCUUCCCACUCCGGGUUUCACGACCUUUUUCUUUUGACCUCUUAAAAUGAAGCCAGCACGUCGACCUGGUUUCUUCCUGUUAUGAUAAUUUCAUUAAAAAAACAUUUAGGGGCCUUAAGAUGUAAAAAAUAUCCAGUAAUUAAGAAACUUAAUUUUGUGCAUUUAUGGGAGUUUGCUCGUGACCCCACAGAUAAAAUAUGACCAUAAAUAAUAUUUUUUUAUACCAGUGCUACUGAUCACGACCCCUUUCACACUUUAUUUUCUAUGCAGGUUUCUUGUGAAAUGCAGUGGUGCUUUGAACUGGUUGAUGUGCCUUGAUUGUGCCGCCGCCUGCUGGUUUGAACGCGGCGGUGCAUUCACUGACUUCUCCCUUUUGUUAAAAAAAAACUGAUUGGAGGAAGAGACACUUUGGACAUCGAUCCACAUGUCAGAAAAAUAUGUGGAAUUGUGCACAGUGCUGUUGCCAUGGCGCCGCCUCUUCAAUUACUACGAGGGAGAUCUUGAAGUCUUCAGCUUUUCCAAUAAUAAUGUGCUGAAGCAUCCGAGGACGAAGAAACUGACUGACUUGAUUUGCUGUUUACGUAUAUUUCCCUGCUGCUUCUCAACCGUUGUCCUGUGUGUUUACAUGUUUAUGGUGAAGGGAACAUUAGUCAUUUGAAUUAUUUUUAUGGCACACAUUGAAUGACUGAUUCAUUAUUCACAGAGCGAGAGAGAGAUCUAUUUUUCCAUUCGACAAAUGUCUAACUUUUCUACAAUCGAAGGAAACCUUCUGCUCGGGUGUUUUUUGGGGGGGGGGGGGGGGAAUAAACAAAUGACGACAAACAACCUGUCUGGGAUUUUAGUUUGUGAAACACUGGAUGCAUCUAAUGUUGGGGCACUAUAGUGUGAAAUAUGUAUUUGCAGAUGGCAGAAGUUAUAUAUUUUUUGUACAAAAGCCACAAUUAAACUCGCGGAUGUAAUCGUCCUCCCUUUAAGAAUGGUGCAGACAGGUAAGCCAGGGGGACCGGAGACAAUGGACGGAACAAUUAAUGUAUAUUCUGUACCAGAAGAGUUAUGCUUACUAUAUUACCUUUCUUCAUGAGCCUUAUAGAUUAAAUAAAGCAGAAUCAUGGGAGCAUUUUGUUGGUUGAACUUGCCGUCUGAAGCUUCCUGCCACAAUACAUAUGUAGGUAAAUCAUACUGUUUUUAAUUAUAAUUUAUAUUGGGCUGUUUGAAAAUAAAAUGACUGAGAACAGCAAAGUGUCGUUAUUCUGUAUUUUGACACCAAGCCGAUUGGUUCCUAUUAGGGAUGCACCGAUCUGAUCGGCGCCGAUCCAUAUCGGCCGAUAUUCCCAUUAUCGGUUUUGAUCGGCGUUCUCAAAACGGCCGAUCAGAUGACGUAACAUCUGGAGAACUAUCAGACGUUUCAAUCGCAGCGCAUCGCAACGGAGACGAUGCGCCCGGCGAGGGCCGCAGAGUGAGAGGACCACGAGGGGAUCCUCACGCACCGAGCGGCGUCCCCGUCCCACGAGUUGAAUCUCUGGGUCAACUCAGCCGACUCUCACAUGUCUGCCCCUAUAGAGCGUAUUCACGUGACGUCAGAAUCUCAAUCGCGCCAUCUUGGGGUCCACUUAUUAAAUGUCAGAAGAAGUUGACCUGGCUAUCGUGUCCGCUGUUUGAUUCUGCGAGAGCCCAGCAACCUCAUGUCCUUCUGCAUUACAAAAAGAAAGAUUUCAGCGGUUGGAAUUGAAUAUUUGCAACGCUUUUUUACCUGAUUUUACUCGCUUUGUGGUUAAUUCGCUAGUUACCAGCACAUAGCCCGGUCACAUUGCUGUAAAACAGUUUUCAUUUCCGCUAUCGACCAUGGGACAUUAACAACAAUUUCUGCGUUAUACUUGUUGUGGAAAUACCACAAAUGUCGGAACAUCAAGCGCCCCGUGUCUGGGUUCAUAUAUGAUCCGUAGUCGCACAGCUCCGCCUCCAGGACGAGUGUCUGGAUGAAGCCGCUUCCAGCUCCUUCAGGACCAGCAGUGACUGUUUGGCUGGCCGUGCUGAUGCUGUUCCCAUGGAGCCAGUGUUUUAUUUUACCUUGAAAUGAAUCACAGAGUAAAGGCAGACAUCGCCCGACGGAGUUGCCAUGUUCAUGGCUUCCUCCCAAGUUUCCAUCCACAGUUCCUUUUGCGCAAGUGAAAGACUGAUUUUCGCUCGGCGAAAAAAGCAAAAAGAGAUUAUUGACGAGUGUGUCAAUGGAAACGUGCCCACAACCCGAUGUAUCAACAGAAUCACAUGAGAACAGUCCUAACGCUCAUACGCCGAGUGAAGCCGAAGGAGAUGCAUGACAAGUUGAAGUAAUAGCCUCUUGUUGAGCUGAUAAACCCAUAUUCUGAAUCAUUAGUCCCACAUCCAACAAUGAGGCACAGUACCAUAAUCACAAGGCACACCGUUUUGAACUGAAAUUGUGUCUCCUUCAGGAUAUAAUGGUCAUUUCUAAAGAAGCGCGGCAUAAAAUAAAGCAAAACAAUGCCGUGCAUG